Messenger RNA from Cucurbita pepo subsp. pepo (vegetable marrow), 1075 nucleotides. RefSeq names its product small ribosomal subunit protein eS1. Gene Ontology annotation, cellular component: ribosome. The record is from RefSeq and is a predicted model, not a curated record. Lineage: Eukaryota; Viridiplantae; Streptophyta; Magnoliopsida; Cucurbitales; Cucurbitaceae. Gene Ontology annotation, biological process: translation. Gene Ontology annotation, molecular function: structural constituent of ribosome.
UAUAAACAGAGAUUUAGGGUUUAUGGCGGCUCUCGAACUUUCUCUGCCGGGCAGCAAAACAUCUGCAGAGUCAGGGCAACUCACCUCCUUCAACCAUGGCCGUCGGCAAGAACAAGCGGAUUUCGAAGGGAAAGAAGGGAGGCAAGAAGAAAGCCACCGAUCCAUUUGCCAAGAAGGAUUGGUAUGAUAUCAAGGCUCCUUCAGUUUUCACUGUUAAGAAUGUUGGAAAGACUCUUGUUACGCGCACGCAGGGUACCAAGAUUGCAUCUGAAGGACUCAAACAUAGAGUCUUCGAGGUCUCGUUGGCUGAUCUUCAGGAUGAUGAGGAGCAUGCUUACAGGAAGAUUCGAUUGAGAGCAGAAGAUGUUCAAGGGAGGAAUGUCCUGACAAAUUUCUGGGGAAUGAACUUCACUACUGACAAAUUGAGGUCUUUAGUACGCAAGUGGCAUACUUUGAUUGAAGCUCAUGUGGAUGUCAAAACCACAGACAAUUACACCCUUCGAAUGUUUUGCAUUGGAUUCACUAAGAGAAGGCCAAACCAGGUGAAAAGAACCUGUUAUGCGCAAUCCAGCCAGAUCAGGCAGAUCCGCCGGAAAAUGAGAGAGAUCAUGGUAAACCAGGCGGCCUCUUGUGAUUUGAAGGAAUUGGUUCGCAAGUUCAUUCCAGAGUCAAUUGGCAAGGAGAUCGAAAAGGCAACAUCAAGUAUCUACCCUCUUCAAAAUGUGUUUAUCCGGAAAGUUAAAAUUUUGAAAGCUCCCAAAUUCGAUCUUGGGAAGUUAAUGGAGGUUCACGGCGACUACUCAGAAGACGUUGGCGUGAAGGUUGAGAGACCGGCCGACGAAGCGGCGGCAGAGGAGGCUACUGAAGUUGUUGGAGCUUGAGUUCAGUAAUGUUAAAUUUCAUUCCGAGUUGGUUUAAUCUGUUUUGUUUAUUUUUUUGCCCUCGUUUGCUACAAACUUAGUUUUAGCCCGCUUAUUGGUCUAGUGAGAAGAGUAGGUUUUGAGGAUCGCAAUUUUGUGCUAUUAGUCAAAGAAUGCCUUCAUUGAAUUAAUUUCACAAAUUGCACUUUUUUCCU